This is a messenger RNA of Rubroshorea leprosula, 1498 nucleotides long. NCBI's taxonomy places the organism in Eukaryota, Viridiplantae, Streptophyta, Magnoliopsida, Malvales, Dipterocarpaceae. The record is from the annotation of a GenBank genome assembly.
CGGGAGGAACGAUAAUUCCAACCUAAAAAAAGGAGUGGAAAAAUCAAGUAUCAACUGUACACACACGACACGUCAUUACAAAAUAAGAAAAAGUAGUGUCCUUACCUUAAUUAUUCCGUCCCCGCUAUAAAUUCAUUUGCCGGAAAAAUAAAGAAGAACGCUGGGCAUCGCAUCACUUUGUCGGGAAACUGAUAUAGAAGGGAGCGGGGAAAACUAGUGGAGAUGGGUUGCAGAGGGUGCUUGCAAUGCUUGUUGAAGCUCUUGAACCUUUUGCUUGCUCUUGUGGGUUUGGCCAUGGUUGGUUAUGGGAUAUACUUGUUUGUUGAGUACAAAAGAGCUGCUGAUACAACCUUGUUGUUGUCAUCAGUAGUGCCUGUUGGUCCAUCUUCAAUACAGCUUGGACGGCCCAUGCUCAUGGCCGAGUCUCUGGGGAGCAUUUGGGAUAACCUUCCAAAAGCAUGGUUCAUAUACUUAUUUAUUGGUGUAGGAGUGGUUCUCUUCGUCAUCUCAUGUUUUGGUUGUAUUGGAGUUGUAACACGGAACAGCUGCUGCUUGUGUUGUUAUUCUGUCUUAGUGAUCUUGUUGAUCUUGGUUGAGGUGGGAUGUGCAGCUUUCAUAUUCUUUGACAAAAGCUGGAAGUCUGAACUUCCAACUGACAAGACUGGAGAUUUUGACAUGAUAUAUGAGUUUUUGAAAGAACACUGGCAUAUUGUUAGAUGGGUGGCUCUUGCGGCUGUAGUUCUGGAGGCUUUGAUUUUCUUCUUAGCCAUUGUGGUGAGGGCCGCCAACAGACCUGCCAAUUAUGACAGCGAUGAUGAACUCAUUGCACCACGACAACAAAUCAGGCAGCCCUUGAUUAACAGGCCCCCAGUUCCAGCCCCAGGUGUGCCUGUUGCUGGCAGCCUUGAUCAACGGCCCAGCAGAAAUGAUGCUUGGAGUGCACGCAUGAGGGAAAGGUAUGGGCUGGACACUUCGGAGUUCACAUACAAUCCAUCAGAUCCACAGAGGCAACAGCAAGUGGCCACACAACCAGCAGAAGAGAGGAGCCGCUGCACCAUCCUGUGAGGAAAUUCUGGGUUUAACAUAAAAACUGGUUUGCUUCUGGAGCAAUGGCAUCCCAGCUUUGAUAUUUCUCAGAUGCCGGUCUACUUUUCAUUAAGUUUGUGUACAUUACACCCAUUUUUCAGGAGCUUUACUUGUUCCCCAUCCCCUUUCCUAUGACAUCCUUAGAAAACAAAUGCUUCUGUUAAAUGCAUCACCAUUUUGUGUGUAAAAUUGCAGUGUCACUAGGGUAUCUUGUGAAGUUUGAGCUGAGCCUAACUGCUCAUGUCUUUGAAAUCUCUCACUGAAUUGAGUCUCUCGGCAUGGGACAUAAGUUUUGACAAAACUUGUCUGCUUUCUGCUUGCUUUAUGUUGCAUUAGUCUCGUAAUGGAUUAGAGAAAUUUCACGAGGAAUUUCUACUUCCUCGCAACCUCUAAAGGGGAUUGAACCUUGAGA